Molecule: messenger RNA, 1200 nt
Organism: Capronia coronata CBS 617.96
Lineage: Eukaryota; Fungi; Ascomycota; Eurotiomycetes; Chaetothyriales; Herpotrichiellaceae
Exons: 4
Coding region: 1-1200 (399 amino acids)
Biological process (GO): transmembrane transport
Cellular component (GO): membrane; endoplasmic reticulum
Source: RefSeq, a predicted model, not a curated record
AUGCAAAGCGGGUUGCUGGAGUCCUUCUUGGGCGCCCUUCAAGCAACCAUCUCCAUCAUCAUGGUCAUCUUCUACGGCGUCGUAGCCACCCAGUUCAAGCUUCUAGACGGGCCCGCCUCCAAGAAGAUAUCUGAAGUGUGCAUCAAACUCUUUUUGCCUGCCCUGCUCAUCACAAAGGUCGGCAAUGAGCUCCACGCCGACACCGCAACACGAUAUAUUCCCAUUCUGAUCUGGGCCAUCUUCUAUGCUCUUGUUUCGAUUGCCAUUGGCUUGUUGGUGGUCAGAAUCUUCAGUUUCCCUCCUUAUGUCACACCGGCCCUCGCAUUCAACAAUACCACCAGCCUGCCUCUCCUCCUCAUUGAAUCAUUGGGAUCGACUGGCAUACUAGACCGUCUGCUCCUCGAUGAUGACAAUACUAGAGACGCCAUCAACCGAGCCCAAGCGUAUUUCCUGGUAUGUGCCAUAGUGGGGAAUUGUUUAACGUUUGCCGUGGGCCCUCGCCUCAUUGAUGCUGAAUUCGCCUCAGACGGGGAGGAAGGCGAUGCGGAAGAGCAUGAACAUGACUCCGGAGAGCCUCCUAGAGAGAGAGAUGGCGAGGCUGAACAAAACCGCCAGGACAUCGACGAUCUGACCUCUCUGCUCCCGGGUCCGAAUUUCAUCAAUGCGCCUCUCAUCGGCGCGGUGGUGGGCGCUGUCAUUGGCCUCACCCCGCCAUUGCACCGACUUUUCUUCAACGACAGUAGACAUGGAGGAUUGUUCAAUGCCUGGUUGACCACAUCCCUGGAAAACAUCGGAGAACUGUUCGUCACUUUGCAAGUCGUCGUAGUCGGAGUCUCCCUGUCCUCCUCGCUGCGGAAAAUGAAACGGGGCGAGGACAAUGGCUUACCCUGGAUUCCCAUAGCCUGCAUCUUGUUGGUAAGAUUCGUGCUGUGGCCGGCAGUCUCAAUCGCCAUGAUUUGGGGACUCGCCACCAAGACGAGGUUGCUUCCCCAAGAUCCAAUGUUGUGCUUCGCCAUGAUGUUGAUGCCAACUGGACCGCCGGCCAUUAAAUUGGUGGCUAUGGCAAAGGUUCAUGGCGUCGGCGCUCAUGAGGAAAUGACCCUAUCAAAGCUUCUCACUCUAUCCUAUGCCGUCUCGCCAAUCCUAGCACUUACAGUGGUCGGAAGUCUUUACGCAAGCGAGGCAGCAAUGGUGAACUGA